GAGCGGGACGGCUCCCGUGGGAAGAGAUACAGGACAGGCACGCUUACCCUGCGGGCUCCGGUCCCCAAAGCGCCGGGAGCACUCAUUCCAAGGAGGCUGUUCUGUUGAGAUGUAAUGUCAGCCGCGAUACCAGGCGUGCCCAAGGCACCGCGGGCCCGGCCCCGCGGGCAGUGCGCAGGCGCCGUGGCGCGCGGCGGUGGCGGCAUGGGGGACACGCUGGAGGAGCCGUGGUGGGACACCGGGACCGGCGCGGGCGGCACUCCAGAUCCUUCAGAUGAUGAAGCUGUCGAAAAAGCAAGUGAUAACAGGACAGCAACACAUCAAGAUUCAGAUUCCAAACCUGCUGUGAAAAAGAAAAGAAAGCAGCCUACAGAGUGUUUUUUAAGCCAGCCUGAAGAAAAGCAAGAGAGCACUGUAAAGGCAAAGAGGAGGAAGAAGAAGAAGAUUUCUGAUGUUCUGCAAAAAUCUGCUCCAAAACCUGGUGUCCCUGCAGAUCUACAAAAUCUGCUUACUCAACAUUUUGGUGAAAAUCGUUCCGUGAUUGAAAUAGAGGAAUUAAAGCUGUCAGAUUCCUGUUUUUUGCCAGCCAAUGAUCUCAGCCACAGUUUUUCUUCAUACCUGAAGGAAAUCUGUCCGAAGUGGGCGAAGCUCCGCAGAAACCACGAGGAGAAGAAGUCGGUGGUGAUGCUGGUUCUCUGCAGUUCUGCCCUUCGCUCCUUGGAACUCAUCAAGUCAAUGACAGCCUUUAAAGGAGAUUGCAAAGUCCUCAAGUUGUUUGCAAAGCACAUAAAGAUAAAGGAACAAAUGAAUAUGUUGGAGAAAGGUGUGUUCCACAUUGGGGUUGGAACUCCUGGGAGAGUGAAGGCACUAGUGGAGCAAGAUGGCCUGUGCUUGAACUCCACAAAAUACAUGAUUCUGGAUUGGAACUGGAGAGAUCAGAAACUAAGGAGAAUGAUGGAUAUCCCUGAGAUAAAGAGAGAAACAAUUGACCUACUGGAGAAGAGUAUUAUAAAGCUGUGCAGAGAUGGAUCUGUGAAGCUGGGACUCUUUUAAUGAGUUUACCAACAAGGAAGUAAUUUGCAGCUGCAUUUUACUAUUAUCCUGUCUGCAACUGAAUUUUGACUUUUCAGAGGUCUCUCAAUACAGAAUGCACAUUGCAACUUUUUCUGAGUUUUCUUUUAAUAAAAACCCAGAAGCUUU
Messenger RNA from Corvus hawaiiensis (hawaiian crow), 1200 nucleotides. RefSeq names its product cms1 ribosomal small subunit homolog (gene CMSS1). The record is from RefSeq and is a predicted model, not a curated record. Lineage: Eukaryota; Metazoa; Chordata; Aves; Passeriformes; Corvidae. The transcript has 11 exons. Bases 115 to 1053 code for a protein of 312 amino acids. Gene Ontology annotation, cellular component: nucleus; 90S preribosome.